Molecule: messenger RNA, 4741 nt
Organism: Hyla sarda
Lineage: Eukaryota; Metazoa; Chordata; Amphibia; Anura; Hylidae
Gene: DDB2
Product: damage specific DNA binding protein 2
Exons: 11
Coding region: 136-1602 (488 amino acids)
Biological process (GO): DNA repair; response to UV
Cellular component (GO): Cul4-RING E3 ubiquitin ligase complex; nucleus
Molecular function (GO): damaged DNA binding; protein binding
Source: RefSeq, a predicted model, not a curated record
CAAAAGGAAAAAAAAAAAAAAAGACCGUGUAACUUUGAUAGGGUCCUUUGCGCUUGCGCAGAUCGUGAGCGACAUCUUGCUUCCAAAGCAGCGUUGGUGGACGGACAUUUGAGUGGCCGACUCCGGUAGUGACAGAUGCGUCCCAAAAGGUCAAAUCAAGGAAAGAAGACAUCUGAGCCUUCCUCCCAGAAGAAGGAGCAAGAAGAACAGCCCCCCAGCAAAAGAAAACGAGAUCCAGACCCUAGUUUGGAAAAAGCCCCCCGAAAAUCUUGUAGGAAGAAAAAUGUUUCACAAGCCUCACAGGAUGCACCAGGGUGCAGCAAAGGGUUACAAGAUGAGAAGAAAUACCAGAAACCACGAGACAGAGAGACUAGCAUUGUGCAUUACUUGUACCGGAGCACACUUGGUGGGAAUGUUAGAGCAAAGUACCUGCAGACUCCAUUCCUGCGGUCCUUGGCAUCAUAUAUUCUGUAUCGAACCAACAGUCCUUUUGACCGGAGAGUUACCACACUAGAAUGGCAUCCAACUCACCCCAAAACUGUGGCUGUUGGCUCAAAAGGUGGAGACAUUAUUUUAUGGGAUUAUGAGGAGCUAAAUAACACCAUGAUCCCUGGGAUCGGAGCCGGAGGCUGCAUUACAGGGAUGAAAUUUGAUCCGGUUAAUCCCAAUCAGCUGUAUACAUCAUCGGUCGCAGGCAGCACCAUCCUGCAGGACUUAACUGGAAGGACUGUACAGAUAUUUACCAACACUGAAGACUGGGCUAUGUGGUACUGCAGUCUGGAUGUCUCUGCCAGCCAACAGUGUGUGGUAACUGGAGAUAACGUGGGCAAUGUGGUGCUGCUGGAGACAUGUGGAAAAGAGAUCUUUAAAAUGAGGCUACACAAGAAAAAAGUGACACAUGUGGAAUUUAACCCUCGGUGUGACUGGCUCUUGGCCACUGCCUCCGUGGAUCAAACAGUUAAACUCUGGGACCUGAGGAGCAUCAAGGAUAAGUCCAGUUGCCUGUACACAUUGCCCCAUGCCCGUGGGGUUAACUCUGCUUACUUUAGUCCUUGGGAUGGAGCCAAGCUUCUCACAACUGACCAGCACAGUGAGAUCCGCGUUUAUUCUGCAUAUGAUUGGUCCAAGCCACAGCGCAUUAUUCCACAUCCACACCGCCAGUUCCAGCACCUGACUGCCAUAAAGGCUACAUGGCAUCCCCGAUACGACCUAAUUGUUGCCGGACGAUACCCAGACCCUCAGUUCCCAGGCUACACGGCAGAUGAGUUGCGCACAGUAGAUGUGUUUGAUGGGCAGAAUGGUAACAUAGUGUGUCAGCUAUAUGACCCAUAUGCAUCUGGGAUUGUCUCGCUCAACAAGUUCAAUCCUAUGGGAGACCUAUUGGCAUCAGGAAUGGGUUUUAACAUCUUGAUCUGGAGCCGAGAGAUCCUUCUCAUGAUGAAGCAGAAGGAGAUGAUAAAAGCUUUGAAAGAUAAGGGGAUUCCAGUGGGGAGGAAACAAGAAUCCACAAGGGGUCCUUCUCAGAAAGACAAGACUAAAACUUCACAGUCAGUGAAGAUUCUAGUGAAGGACAAAACACGAGGCAAAAUGAAAGAGAAAUGAGCCUGAGAAACCUUGACAUAACCUCUACAGCUUGUCUGACUGCUGUAACCAAACUCCACGAGUGCCUUAUCACACUGGUUGUAAUAGGCAGAGUAUGUUUGGUUACAUCAGGUGCUACUCCAAACUGCCAAGAUGGCCUCUCCCUCACCAGCCACCCAGUUGGCAGCAGACAGAAGGUCACAGUAGCAUCUCAAAGAAAGAUCAAGCAUCGUUUGUGAUCAAUGUUAAACGACCAGUAGUGAAAAUGAAUGAUUAUGGCAGCUAGUGUUUAGGCACUUGUAUGUAUGGAGCUGGCUCUCAGUUGCACAGUCAUAUCUGUGAUCUGUAGCCUAACUGUUUCCUUCCUGGUAAGAAAUGGAUCAUGGACAGCAAAUAUAGCUGUGUGAAUAUGACCUGGCGUGUGAUGGAAGCUGCAUUCCUGUAGGGCCUUAAAUAGUUAGUUUUUUCUGUGGCUCUUUGUAUGGGAAAAACUCCAAACGUGACCAAGGAAUGCCCUCCACACCUAUAGAGGUUUAAGAGUAAAAAUUUGUAGUUGUUAGGUCCUCUGUCGACAUACUACAGUUUUCUGAUGUGAACAUUGCCUAAAUGAUAAAUGGGUAUGAAUGGUAUCACCGUUAUGUGGGUAAAGUAUGAUGCAGUAAAUAUUUACACACAAAUUCUACAGCAGUGUUCCACAUCCUAUGUCUGUUUAGAAACAACAAUUUUAGUAGUGUCCAUCCACAGAAUAAAACACACGAGACUUGCUGGAAUGGCUGCUGGUGUGUUGGCAAAGCUGGGAGCAAAUCACCAACUUCCACCUAUCCCUCUGGCUUGCCUAUAAUUUAGUCUAAAAUGUGAUUUUAUGGCAUGUAGGCUCGAGCUACACUACAGCUGGUUGACUUUAGGGUACAUUCACACGGAUAAAAAUGCUGAUAUCUGCAUCCAGAACCCCACCCGUGUUGCCUUCAAUUGAAGCUGGAAAAGCAUGCUGAAAAGAUGUGGCAUGUAACUUUUCAGCACAGUAAAGCGAUGAAGCUCCCAUCUGAAGUCAAUGGCGGCUUCAAGGCCGGCCACUCUGUGCUGCCUGUGGCUCCAAGAGAGCUGCAGCGAAUCACAAAAAUGCAUGCUUGUACCCGAUCAAGCUGCAGCCCAGUAUUUCUGGUAAGAGAUGGGGAAAAGCAAAAAAUGUUUUUUGGUUUUGUAGAAAUGAACUGAGCCAUUAUAUAUAUUCACUUUGAUUUGCUUUCACUAGUUGAUGAUAUAUAAUAUUGCUCAGGAUUCUCUGGGAAUCAGGUAGGUAUUCUUCUGUAUCCUGAAUGUUGAUGUCUUUGUCUGAAGAAACCUCUUUUGUUAGGUUUGUUUUACUACUUGGGGUCAGUUUUUUUUUUUUUUCUGUUUGAAAUCUGCCAUAAGUAAGGACUAGAACAUUUUGAUGUGUUUCCCUGUAAAAGUAUUGGCACACUACGGUGAGAGCCGAGUCCUGGCACAGCAGAACUGCAGCAGACAGAGACCCGACAGCUAUAAAACUUACCGGCAUUGGAUUAAGAGAGAUGUAGUGUGAGCUUGUCAAUCUAUAGCACCAUUUACCUUGGCUAUGGUUCCCAAAUCAAUCCAAUUUUUUCUAGACAUGGGACAUAAUCCAGGGAGUUCCCCAUUGAAGACAUGGAGCCAGCACUCUAUACUAUUUGCUGUCAUCCACAAUAUUUAGUGUGUUUCAGUUGCCAUGCCAACCAUGGUGCACAUUAAUUGGCCCGCUUGCCCCCUUUUUUUAACCUGUAAUUAUAGUUGGAGUUCUUCAUAUUUUUGUACUUUUUCUUUGCCACUCCAGAGUUGGCACUAAAUCACGUGGUUGUCAUAAGUCUGUUUUAGGUUCAGACUGUUAAACUGACAGUGGGGUCUUUGUCCUCUCCCUGGUAUUCAGACUUGAAAUAUUUUAUGUAUGUAUAUAUAAUGUCUACUCGUUGAUCCACACUGCGGGUGUUUGGCGUUGCAACGUGCCCUCAUUUACACAGAUAUCUUUAUCCGUGCAAUAACAUAGGAAAUUUGUUAUGCAAUGGAUGGGUACACAUAGCCAUAUAUAUAUAUAAUUUUUUAUAAAUAGCUUAGAAGACUUCUUCCCAGUAAAGUCUAUAAAGACUGUUCAUUUAUGCCUGUCUGUGUGUAGUCAGUGUUUUUGAGCUUAAUGCUUAAAUAAUAUCAUAUAAGGUUGUCGGCAGAAAAAAAAACCUCAGUCCAUAUGUAAAUAUUAAUAGUUCCCAAUAUUUGUUACGAAGUUUAAUUCUAGGCAAAAAAAAUGGAAGAUUCAGCCAUUAGCCGGACUUGGCCUCAAGGUUUGAUUUAUCUUAACAGAGCCGCAUAGGAGAUUUGCUUUCUAUUACACUGCAGCCUGAUCUUGAUAUGGCAGUAGAACUGAGCAAUGAUAUAUUCUGAGAAAUGACAUUUCUGCAAUAACUCCUUCUCCACGUGACUACAGAUACUGUGCCCAUUACAUGUAUAGGUAGCAUGGUCAUCAAUACAGGAUGUCACUAACAGCUGCUGCUGAGGAGGAAUCAUGGCAUGGAGCAAGAGGAAAAGGCCAAGCAGCAAGGGCCAAAGGACUUUGGGGGAGAUUUAUCAUGUGGCUGUGAAUAGGAAUGUUUUUUAUUUUAAUUUUUUUUGUGAUUUUUACUGUAUUGCACUAUAUUCAUCAAAGGCGCAAGUCACCUCAGAAUAUCCUAAUAUACUUUUAUAAUGCUAUUUCACAAAUGCUCAGUUACCUGUAAAAGCAAACAUUUCUGUGCUCAACCUAGUAUGAGUUUUUUUUUUAGUUUUUUUUCUUUCGGGAAGUUUACACCCUUUUUGCUUUUGUCUGAAAGGUGCACAUGGUAAAUAUCUAUCAUUGCAAUGUUAGAAAUGAGUCCCCAGAUUUCACAAUAAGAUUUUGUUAAAACUUCUAAAUUAAAAGGUGAAAAACUGCAAAAAUGUUGCUCCAAUUUACAGCCACAAAGCAGCCAGGAAUGCAAUGAUAAAUGGUUUUGUGAUGACUGGCUCAUGACUUUACCGCUCCCCAGGACUUUUCUGCUGUGGCAGUACCAGUUAUCAGGAUUUACGCACUUGAAUAUGGGUAAAAAAUACAGGCCGGCUAUGUAAAUAUUGUAUGCUUGUUGAAAUAAACAGGACU